Penicillium cataractarum is the source of this 558-nucleotide messenger RNA. RefSeq lists its product as uncharacterized. Bases 1 to 558 code for a protein of 185 amino acids. NCBI's taxonomy places the organism in Eukaryota, Fungi, Ascomycota, Eurotiomycetes, Eurotiales, Aspergillaceae. The transcript has 3 exons. The record is from RefSeq and is a predicted model, not a curated record.
AUGGCUAUUACGCAUGGCGCCGAAAGCGACGAAGCCUCUUCAGGUCUCUACACUGAAUGGCUUCAGAUGUUCCCUCCCAAGCCUAGAAGGCCUUCCGAUAUCUAUGACAUACCCAAGUCGGCUGUCGUUUCCCCAGAGGAGGAUUGCGCUUUCGAAUACAUCGACGAACAGUCAGGCGCUGAGGAACACCAAGAUACAAUGGACGAAGAUCAUCGAGAGCAAACAGAUGAGGAAGACAUGACGAUGGAAACGCUAGGCGUGGCCUGUAACGGGAACAGGGCGAUCCCGGAGGACGGUCUGAGAGAUCCCAACCUUAUAAGCAAAGUUUUCACCGACCUAGAUAGUCGAGUGAGGGGGGUAGAAGAGCAGUUUUUGGAACAGAAUGCUUGGAAUGGAAACAUGCAGCAGAGCAUGGAGACUAUGGCACAUGGUUACAACGAGAUUCAAACCCUCAAAAAGGCCAUAAGCGCGUUAGAAGACCAGGUUGCCGCCUUAUCCGUGAAUAGAGGUAGUACAGUGGAGAGGAGGCCAGGACGCCCGAAGCGACCGGCGCAGUGA